This is a messenger RNA of Elaeis guineensis (African oil palm), 1187 nucleotides long. Its product is annotated as hydroxyethylthiazole kinase. Gene Ontology annotation, biological process: thiamine biosynthetic process. The record is from RefSeq and is a predicted model, not a curated record. NCBI's taxonomy places the organism in Eukaryota, Viridiplantae, Streptophyta, Magnoliopsida, Arecales, Arecaceae. Gene Ontology annotation, molecular function: ATP binding; hydroxyethylthiazole kinase activity; magnesium ion binding.
GGGAAGCAUCCCCUUUAGCGCCAGACAUUCCGCGGGGACGAGCGUUAGAAGGACGCGAUUCGCGAGCCUGGACGACGCGGUGGCGAUGAUGGAGGCUUCGAAGCGCCGCGGCGAGGAUCGGGACCCACCCAAGGUGGAAGCGCGAUGGGGACGGAGGGCGUGGGAGCUUCUGGAGGCGGUGCGGCGGCGGGCUCCGCUGGUCCAGUGCAUCACCAACUUUGUGUCCAUGGACCUCAUGGCCAACGCCCUCCUAGCAGCGGGGGCGUCGCCGGCGAUGGUCCACUCCCUAUCGGAGAUCGACGACUUCACCCCACGUGCCGACGCCAUCUUGAUCAACGUCGGCACGCUCUCCGACGGGUGGCUCCCAUCCAUGAGGGCCGCCGCCACCGCCGCCACCCGGGCUGGGUGCCCCUGGGUCCUCGACCCCGUCGCCGUCUCCGCCUCCGACUUCCGCUUGGAGGCUUGCCUCGGCCUCGUGGGCCUCCGCCCCGCCGUCAUCCGAGGCAAUCCCUCCGAGAUUCUAGGGCUUUCUUCCGCGUGUCGGAUUCGCGAUUCCAAGGGGGCGGACAGCUCCCAUGAAUCAAUGGAUGCUGUGGAAGCUGCCAAGUCAUUGGCACAAGCCAGUGGCGCCAUAGUUGCGGUAUCCGGAGCUGUGGAUGUUAUCACAGAUGGACAGCAGGUGGUGGGUGCAAACAAUGGGGUGGCCAUGAUGCAGAAGAUCACAGCAACAGGGUGUGCUGUCACAGCAUUAAUCGCUGCCUUCAUUGCGAUCGAUCCACCAAAUACUCUGGAAGCCACUGCUUGUGCUUUCUCCAUCUUUGGUUUGGCAGCAGAGCUGGGAAUGGACAUGGCAAAAGGACCGGCCUCGCUGCGGAUGCAUAUGAUCGAUUCACUUCAUGGACUUGAUGAGCACACUGUAACUUCCCGGGUCAACAUUUCCUUCAUAACAUAGGCUCUCGACAGCAGGUGUAUUGAUCCCUUCUUCAUAUCUAUACAAUGAGAAAUUCAAAUAUUUGCAUAGUACAGCCAAUACAGAUGAGGUGAAUUUUACUGAGUAUCUUUUCUUUUUCAUUAUAUCCGUAUAAAUUAUUUGCUACCGACUGGAGAACUGCUCCGUUAAAAUUAUUUGAGACAUGAUAACUUUUUUCCUUUUGCAUUAAGAACUGGCCAAUAUAUUGGUCUUCUUU